Messenger RNA from Malus domestica (apple), 1017 nucleotides. Lineage: Eukaryota; Viridiplantae; Streptophyta; Magnoliopsida; Rosales; Rosaceae. The record is from RefSeq and is a predicted model, not a curated record.
AUGAUAUCUGCCUCCUCUUCCUCUCCAGUCUCAAAACUACUACUCCUCCUCACGCGGCGGCGCCGCUCUCUCUCUCCCUAUUCGACCUUACCCCCGUUCUCUUCCAAAACCCUGAUCCACCACAUCUCCAACGCCUUCCUCCAAAACAACCCCAAACUCUUAAACCCUCAUUUUCUCUCCAAAUUACAACCCCACCACCUCCAUCCCAUCCUCCUCUCCCUUCAAUCCAACCCCGUUUCCGCCCUCCGCUUCUUCGACUGGUCCCACGGCUCCCUCGGCCUCCACCACUCCCCGCAGUCCUUCUGUGACCUCAUUCACCUGCUGCUCCGCAACCGGAUGCUCGCUCCGGCUUCCCGCCUUUUCGACACAAUGGUAGGUCAGUUCGGGUCUCAGUUUGACUAUUUUGCUGCAUUUUCUGAUUGUUUUCGGAAUCACAGUUCCGAUGUUAGUCUUGUUUCUAGCUUUCUGAUUGAGAAUUUUUGUCGAAAUGGGAUGUUGGAUUCGUCUGUUGAUACCUUCAUUCGUACGUAUAAAUUGGGUGUUCGGGUGUCUCCUUAUGCGUUGUCUAGAAUGCUGAAUUGUUUGGUUGAUGCGAAUCGCGUCGACAUGAUUCUCGAUGCGUAUGGAGAAAUCUGUAGUGCAUUGAGAGGACAACAUUUUUGUGCGUAUGAGUUUAUUAUGGUUGGUCUUCUGAACAAGGGUAGAUUCGAAACGGGUUUGGAAUUUCAUUCUGCAUUGAUUGACAGAGGCUUUUCGCUUGACAUUGUUGCUUGUAACAAGAUUUUAAAACGUCUUUGUAAAGAAAAUCAGGUUGGAGAUGGUGAAGAUUUCUUUACGGUAUUGCUAACUGUUGGUCCGAAGCCAAAUGUGGUGACGUUUAGCACGAUGAUUAACGGGUAUUGUAAAGAUGGGAAAUUGGAAGAGGCAAAGAAGCUUUACAAGAUUAUGAUAGAGAAGGGCAGGAAAAUUCGAGGACGGGUGUUGGCUUUUCUCAGCGGCGUUGGAUGGUGGGAUUAA